AAGGGGAAAAGACUUGAUGUUCAAUUUUUUAAAUAUCAAUCUAAAUUUUUUAAGAAAAAACUAUAAUCUCAUGUGUUUCGGACAAAAAAAAACAUAUCUCUUUACGAUAAAACAUUUUGUGGACACUGUAUUUCAUUUUAUAAAUUUUAUUAUUGCCAGCACUGAUAGUUUAGCUUCCACAUAUUGACAUUUCUGUGAAAAUUUUUAUUCAUGGAUUGUAAACAAAAUAUUCUUUUAUAAAAAUAUUGUAAAUAUAUACAAAUUUUAUACUGCACUGCUCAAAAUAACAAUAAACAGUAAAAUUUAAUUCAUUGUCAGAUACCAGUGCUAUUAAAAUGUCUUACUUAGUGAAUUUCAGUAAUGACACUGCCAAGCAAAUACUCAUUGAAAUCAUACGCACAGUAAAUCAGCCAGAGAACUCUAAGAAGCUGUCGGAAGCAAAAGCUUCAGCUGGGAAAGAAAUGUUGCUAAUGAUGCAGCACGUGUUUCCACUAGUUAUGCAAUUGCAAACGGAUGUAAUUAAAACUUAUGGUUUUCCAGGCAAUCGAGAGGGGCUUGUCCAGUUCUCGCAGUUGGUGCGCGAAAUGGAACGUGAAGAUGUGGAAAUCGCAAGAUUGCGCAGUCAAAUCCGAGCCAUCUACUUGCCGCCCAUAGCUAUAAAUACAACUAAUGAUAUUUUGAUAUGAGCGAAGAUUAUUUCAAUAACAAGACUGAAACCAAAAUAUGUAUUAACUAAAAUAGAACGCUCAAUAACAAGCGUUAAGCACAAUAAUGCAUUUAUCUAAAGACACACCGCUUAUAUAUACCUAUAAAAAUUGCAUAAUAUAUGCAUAUAUAAGAAAUAUUAAUAUAUUUUAAGUUAUUGCUUUUGUAAAACAUUAUUUAUGUAAAAGCAGCUUAAUAAACAAACAUUUACAUACCAACAUA
Molecule: messenger RNA, 927 nt
Organism: Bactrocera oleae (olive fruit fly)
Lineage: Eukaryota; Metazoa; Arthropoda; Insecta; Diptera; Tephritidae
Product: protein C10
Biological process (GO): post-embryonic development
Source: RefSeq, a predicted model, not a curated record